AUGUCCAAAGCCAACCAACAACCAAUUAGCCUGAAUAAAUUCCUAUUGCAGGCGGACAUUUUGGCCAAGUCCAUUGGUCUAAUACCCUACAGCGAGGGCCCAGCUUCGCCUUGGUAUGAAUUGCUCAUGAGGGUGGUCUUCAUCAUCAAUAUGGUGAACAUGAACUUUGUGCUGGUAUCGGAGAUUAUGUUCGUUCUGAUAGCCAUGAAAAAUGGCAACAACUUUGUGGAGGCCACCAUGAAUCUCUCGUACAUAGGUUUUGUGUUUGUGGGCGAAAUCAAAAUUGCCAGUGUGCUGAGAAAGAAACAACUGCUGAGCGUUCUAAUGCAGGAAAUUCGCCACAUUUACCCCAAGGAAGUGGAAAUGCAGAAAACCUACCGUGUCCGGGAAUAUGUCUAUCGUUUCAAUCUGAUCAGUUUGGGCUUUGUGGUGGUCCAUGAGAUUUUGAUAUGGUUCUACAAUCUCUACAUAGCAGUGAGCUAUCUGAUCUAUGAACGUUGGUUGGGUUGGCACCAAGUUCCCCUCGGGUUGCCCUAUUUCUGUUGGGUGCCCUGGGAGUGGAGGGGUCAUUGGUCCUAUUAUGUCAUGUAUGUCUCACAGAAUCUGGCUGGGCAUACCUGCAUGUCCGGCCAGUUGGCCAACGAUUUACUGUUAUGUGUGGUGGCCACACAGAUUAUAAUGCAUUUUGAAUAUUUGGCUGAACGUUUGAAAGAAUACCAGCCCAAGGGUGCGUAUCAAGAGGAUUUGCAAUUUCUGGCAAGAUCCAUAAAAUAUCAUCAGGCUAUAUUACAUUUAUCUACCCUAAUGAAUGAAGUCUUUGGUGUUAGCCUGCUGGUUAAUUUCAUUUCAUCCUCGUUCAUUAUGUGUUUCUUGGGCUUUCAAAUGACCAUUGGCGUUCAACUCGAUACACUGGUGAUGUUGUUCAUGUUCCUCUUCUGUUCCUUGGUACAGAUUCUUAUGAUUUGCAAUUAUGGCCAGGAGUUGAUAGUAAAGAGUGAAAGCAUAGGCUAUGCUGUUUACUCCCAGAAUUGGUUGCAGAGUGAUUUGCGCUAUCGCAAAAUGCUGAUAGCCAUAAUUGGACGUUCCCAGAGACCGACCAUCUUAAAGGCUACAACUUUGUUGAAAGUUUCAAUGGGCACCAUGACCGAUCUUAUGCAGCUGUCGUAUAAAUUUUUCGCAUUAUUACGCACCAUGUACGCAAAAUAA
Stomoxys calcitrans (stable fly) is the source of this 1206-nucleotide messenger RNA. It is a transcript of the gene Or85d, whose product is annotated as putative odorant receptor 85d. Gene Ontology annotation, cellular component: plasma membrane. Gene Ontology annotation, biological process: sensory perception of smell; detection of chemical stimulus involved in sensory perception of smell. Gene Ontology annotation, molecular function: olfactory receptor activity; odorant binding. The record is from RefSeq and is a predicted model, not a curated record. The transcript has 4 exons. Lineage: Eukaryota; Metazoa; Arthropoda; Insecta; Diptera; Muscidae. The coding region runs from base 1 to 1206 and encodes 401 amino acids.